UGACUUUCUCGUCAGGUAUGAGCUGGUGGAAAGACCUGAAAUGAAACAGAUGGACGCUCUACAGCUUGAUGGGAAAGUGUUUUAUAUUUGGGAUAAUGUCGCCAUCGCCCUGCAUGUGGACAAACAGGUGCUUAAGUUUGAUGAUGGUAAACUGAGAGAGAAUCUCAGGUUCUGCCACCAAGAUGAACCAUCAGUCGGGACUUUCGAUAGUUUCAACGAUGCGAAAGACCAGGUUAAACUUUGGUGGCCGGACUGUGACUCUCCACUGAAAAAGGAGUGUUCGCUAGAGCAGCGUUUCACAGACCUCAGACUGGUUCUUGUUGGGAGGACUGGAUCAGGGAAGAGCUCCAGUGGGAACAUCAUACUGGGAACAGACGCCUUCAGUGCUGGUGGUGCUGCUGCAGAGAAUGCUCAGUGUUGUCUGCAGAUGAAGAAGGUGUUUGACUGGGAGGUGACCGUCGUCGACACUCCUGGACUCUCAGAAGCACCUGAAGUGAAGACGGAGAUCUCCGACAUGUUGGCCCCGGAGCCCCACACCUUCCUGCUGGUCAUCAAGGUGAGGACCCACAUUGAUGAAGAACGAGACACCGUGAGGCAGAUGGAGGAGAUCUUUGGAAGGAACGUCUGGUGGCAUACCAUCGUAGUCCUCACCUACGAUGACCAGUCUGAGACAGAUGUCCAGAUGCUAAACAGAACCAAAACCAGACUGCAAAAGAUCCUGCCCCGGAGCGUGAAAGACAGAUGUUACGUCCUCAACAACAACCGCAACUCCAGCAACUCCCAGCAGGUGUUUGAUCUGCUGGAGGCUGUGGCCACGCUUGUGGCUCCGACCAGACAACAAGGCAGGUCGUCUUCUUACCGUCGCAGAUUUAGACUGCGGGGAGGCAAUAAGUCUCCAUCACCCACCACUCUGAUUCUCGGCGAUUCAAUCAUUGAGAAUGUUCGUGUCUACCAGGCAGAAAUACACAGUAUCCCUGGAGCCACAGUUUCCAUGAUACAGAAUAAACUCCAGGAUCUGCUGCCUUCCCUGAAACCAUCCAUCGAGAGAGUCAUUAUUCACGUGGGAGCAAUUGACAUUCUCCGUCAACAAUCGGAGGUGACCAAAGCUGACUUCCGCCUCCUUUUGAGAUUUUUACAACCAUGUGGGAAAACAGUUUUCAUCUCAGGUCCCAUUCCUACAAUGAAACGCGACGAGGAUCUGUUCUCCAGAACCCUCAGCCUCCACGAGUGGCUCCAGUCGGUGUGCAGGGAGCAGGGUUUGAGAUACAUCAAGAAUUUUGACCUGUUCUGGAAACGCAGGUGUUUCUUUGCUGAAAAUGGAUUCAAUCUAAACAGAAGUGGCUCAGAGAAGCUAGCUGCUAACAUAGAGCGCGCUAUACAGUCUAGUGCACGUGGCUGACUGUUUACACUGACAUCCCCCUGCGGUCCUCUUCACAGAGCUUAUGCGUUAGCUCAGGGUGGAGUCAGGGCGUAGUCAGGGAGUCACAAGGCUCUUUCUGUCUAAUCAUUCACUGCUUAAGUCCAGCCCACCCAUUAGCGGCUUUAUAACCGAGGCGGAGUUCAUUCAUUCUGCCUGCUCCAUGCUCACCACAUCACUGCCACACCAGCACCUACAGAUUGACAAAUCUCCUCCUCCUCUCCAACCACCUCCCUUUUAAAAGUUCAGUUUCAUAACCCCGGUUGUUUCCCAUAUUGCGGGACUGUAGGAUACAGAUGGUUCAUUGUUGUACCUUGGAACUAUGUAAAUUGGAUUUUAUAAAGUGAGGACCAUUACGUUGGUCUCCUUGUUCUUGUGUUCACACUGUAUCAUUUGAACAUUGUCGGGGGUUUGUGAUCUCAGGGAUUUUCUGUGUCAUGCUUGCUCAGAUUGUUCCAGAGCAUCACGAGAGCAGAGUCACUGCCAAAAUCAAAUACAUGUGAUCCCAAACAAAUGGUCAGUCUGA
Messenger RNA from Stegastes partitus (bicolor damselfish), 1943 nucleotides. RefSeq lists its product as uncharacterized. The record is from RefSeq and is a predicted model, not a curated record. NCBI's taxonomy places the organism in Eukaryota, Metazoa, Chordata, Actinopteri, Pomacentridae. The transcript has 4 exons. Gene Ontology annotation, molecular function: GTP binding. Bases 41 to 1399 code for a protein of 452 amino acids.